AUGGCCAUAUUUAACGAUCAUACUGCUGCUAUUCAUUUGAAAAUUUUGAAACAAUGUGGUUUUUAUCAAGUAUUUGAUUCUAACAGUAAAAAAAUAUUCGGUUGGAAUAUUUACAAACUUUCUUUUAUCGUACUAACCGUGAUAACUCAGUGUCUAAUUGUUUUCGGGAAUUGUGGGUUUUUAUUUGAGUUGGAAGACACUAUUAACAAUGUUGAUUUAUUUCUAAUCAUAUUCUCUGAUUCAUUUAAUUAUCUUAAUCUGUGGAAAAUAAUCAUACUUCUGUUCAACAAAAACAACGUUUUGGAUCUUUUGGACGUUACAUAUUUAAAUUUUUUUAAGAGCAAACAAUGCCAUAAUAACGUUGAAAUACUGUACAAACAUCGUAACAGAGUUCUACAAUAUACAAAAUUAUACUAUAAUUUCUGCAUUUUGGUGAUCAUUCUAUGGGUUUUUUAUCCAAUAGUAAUUAACUCAUUCAUAGCAAAUUCAAAUGACAAUCGACGUUUAGAGAACAUUAUAAACAGACGAUAUCCCAUGACUGUCAAUACUUACAAUCAGUAUUAUGUCCUGUUUUACAUUAUCGAAACAAUAAUAGCAAUAAAAUCAUUAUACUUAGUAUUGAUGAUUGAUAUAUUAUUAUUGUCUAUUGGUUGGGCGAUAACUGUUCAAUAUGAAGUAUUGGCUGCAGCAUUUAAGAACAUCGGGCAUGAUGUAAACCUUCAAAAAGAUCAUGAUUAUAAUCUUAAAUAUUUUAAAUCGAUUUUAUUUGAUCAACAACAACUUGAUCUGAAAUUAAAACUAUAUUUUUCUAUCGUGAAGCCUAUUGUUCUAAUGCACGUUGCUAUUAGUUCAGGCUUAAUCAUAAUGUUAUCGAACUCGUUCAGUAUGGUUCUAUUAUCGACAGAAUCAUUUGCUAUCACAAUGGUAAAUUUAUUUAAAAUCGGGAUUGGAAUUUUCUACUUAUGUCUACAAUUAUUUCUGCAUUGUCAUUUAUUUGAUCAUAUUAACUCAAAGAGGGAAUCUGUCAACCUUGGAAUAUAUUCUUGUAAUUGGACAAAGAUGGAUUUAGUAUUUGAAAAAUUAUUAUUAUUAACCGUUCACGUAAAUGAUGCUAAUCAGAUAAAAAUAAAAGCUUCAACGAAAAAAAUAGUUAACUUACAACUAUUUGCUAAUGUUUUGAUGACGUCUUACAACAUUAUAUCCGUCAUGGUAAAAACAAUUAGCAAAUUGAAUGAUACAUCAGACAACAAUUAA
Messenger RNA from Melanaphis sacchari, 1254 nucleotides. RefSeq lists its product as uncharacterized. Gene Ontology annotation, molecular function: odorant binding; olfactory receptor activity. The record is from RefSeq and is a predicted model, not a curated record. The transcript has 6 exons. NCBI's taxonomy places the organism in Eukaryota, Metazoa, Arthropoda, Insecta, Hemiptera, Aphididae. The coding region runs from base 1 to 1254 and encodes 417 amino acids. Gene Ontology annotation, biological process: sensory perception of smell; detection of chemical stimulus involved in sensory perception of smell. Gene Ontology annotation, cellular component: plasma membrane.